Messenger RNA from Zygosaccharomyces rouxii, 3159 nucleotides. RefSeq names its product DNA-dependent ATPase RAD26 (gene RAD26). Lineage: Eukaryota; Fungi; Ascomycota; Saccharomycetes; Saccharomycetales; Saccharomycetaceae. The coding region runs from base 1 to 3159 and encodes 1052 amino acids. Gene Ontology annotation, biological process: transcription-coupled nucleotide-excision repair. Gene Ontology annotation, cellular component: nucleus. The transcript has a single exon. The record is from RefSeq and is a predicted model, not a curated record. Gene Ontology annotation, molecular function: ATP binding; ATP-dependent chromatin remodeler activity.
AUGGAUGGUAGUGAAAAGCAGCUUCAAGAUUUGGGUUUAGUUAACGUUUUAUCUCAAAGUACUUUAGAACAGAGAAUUCAAAAUGAUGCUACCAGUCUUAUUAAUCAACAACUCCUAGAGCAAGAGCAAGGAAGACUGGAAAGGGCUCAAAAUGCAGUAGAAAAAUGUAAUGAUAAAAUUGGUCUAUUAACAAGGAGAUGGAACAAUGCCUCUAGAAUCUCAGCUAGACAAAAACUUCAGGAACAGAUUGAUGAAAUAAAGAAUAAUGAGUUGCCGCCAAUAUUAUCAGAUAUUAAGGAUAUACGAAAACGUUUAAGAGAUUUGAAAAAGUCUCAAAAAAGUGAUGCUACCAGGGAUAGUUCUCAGGAUGAGGGUAAGAAACCUGGUGAAUCAGAAAGAGACUACCUGGUGAGAACUGGUCAAGUAACUGCCUUUGGGUCUAAAAGAGGGUUCGAAGUGGCCAACGAUUCUGAGGAGGGAGAAGAGGAAAAUCAGGAACAAGAAGAGAAUGAUGUUGCAAAGAAAUCCCCUCCAAGCAAUGACGAUGAUGAUGACUACAAGGAUGAAGAUAUGGAUGACGAAGAGAAUGAUCUAGAUGUAAGUCAAGGAGAAGAUGUAAAAGAGGAAAAUGAUAUUGUUCUUCAGCCAGGUGCUGUCAAGGAUGAUGGUGAUGAAUAUUUCUAUCAAAAGCGUCUUCGUCAAUGGUGUAACCGUCGAGCGCAGGGACGCAAGACAGAUAACAAUCCAGAUUGGCCUGAAUGGAGAAAAAAACAUCAAGAAUUUCCUGAUGCUAAACUUGAUGAUGAAUUUAGAAUACCUGGUGAAAUCUAUUCUUUACUUUUCAACUACCAACGGACUUGCGUACAAUGGCUUUACGAAUUAUACCAACAAAAAUGUGGUGGCAUCAUUGGUGAUGAAAUGGGGUUAGGUAAAACUAUUCAGGUUAUUGCAUUCUUGGCUGCGUUACAUCAUUCUAAUCAAUUGGAUGGCCCCGUUUUGAUCGUUUGUCCAGCAACAGUUAUGAAACAAUGGUGUACCGAAUUUCAUCACUGGUGGCCACCUUUCCGUACUGUCAUAUUACACUCAAUUGGUGCUGGUAUGGCUAGUAAAAAGAAGAUGAGCGAAGAUGAAUUAGAGGACAUGAUCAUGUCGGGAGAUCCUAACCAGUUCUCCUAUGGGGAUUUAGAAAAUUCGAGUAAGACGAAAGCUCAGGUCGAAUCUGACAAUCUGCUACAAACGCUGAUAGAUAAAGUGGCCAAGGAUGGUCACGUACUAAUUACCACGUAUGUGGGGUUAAGGAUACAUGCAGAUAAACUGUUAAAAAUUAAUUGGGCUUAUGGUAUAUUGGAUGAAGGCCACAAAAUAAGAAACCCAGAUUCUGAUAUUUCACUAACUUGUAAGAAGCUGAAGACUCCAAAUAGAUUGAUUUUAUCUGGAACCCCAAUCCAAAAUAAUUUAACUGAGCUUUGGUCUCUUUUCGAUUUCAUAUUUCCUGGUAAAUUAGGUACACUACCUAUCUUUCAACAACAAUUUGUUCAGCCCAUUAAUAUGGGCGGUUAUGCAAAUGCUACGAAUAUCCAGGUCCAAACAGGGUACAAGUGUGCAGUUGCUUUAAGAGAUUUGAUAUCACCAUAUCUUCUUCGUAGAGUAAAAGCAGAUGUGGCAAAGGAUUUGCCUGAAAAGAAAGAGAUGGUUUUGUUCUGUAAAUUAACUCAAGUUCAGAGAAGAAAAUAUUUGGAAUUUUUACAUUCGAGAGAAUUAGAAGAUAUAAAGGGAGGAAAAAGAAGGGUUCUAUAUGGUAUUGAUAUUUUGCGGAAAAUUUGUAACCAUCCUGAUUUAUUGGAUAGAGACGAAAGGAGCAAAGAAGCGUCCUAUGGUGAUCCUAAGAGAUCUGGAAAAAUGCAGGUUGUCAAACAACUGCUUUUAUUGUGGAGAAAAGAAGGCCAUAAGGCCCUUCUAUUCACACAAUCGAGACAAAUGCUGGACAUUUUGCAAGAAUUCAUCGCAUUUAAAGACCAGGAACUUACAGGGUUAAAAUUUCUAAGAAUGGAUGGUACGACGACCAUAUCUAUUAGACAAUCAUUGGUGGAUGAAUUUAACAGGGGAGAUUAUAACGUGUUUUUGUUAACGACGAGAGUCGGUGGUAUUGGUGUUAACUUGACCGGUGCCAACAGAAUUAUCAUUUUUGAUCCAGAUUGGAACCCAUCUACUGACAUGCAAGCUAGAGAAAGAGCAUGGAGAAUUGGCCAAAAGAGAGAAGUUUCAAUUUAUAGAUUAAUGGUAACAGGCUCCAUUGAAGAGAAAAUAUAUCAUCGCCAAAUUUUCAAACAGUUCUUGACCAACAAAAUUUUGAGUGAUCCAAAGCAGAAGCGGUUCUUCAAAAUGAAUGAAUUGCAUGAUCUCUUUACCCUAGGUGGUGAGAAUGGACAUGCAACCGAAGAACUAGAGUCGGAAGUGCAACAACGAACAGAAGGUCUCAAAAAUUCCAAAUCCGACGAAAGUGACGAUUUCGAAAAAGUGGUCAAUCUGAUAGGUGUAUCCAAGCUCGAAAGCUUUUAUACGGGCAAAGAGUCUCAAGAGAAUUCGAAAAAGGACGAUGAUAGAUUGAUUGAAGGUUUACUGGGGGAAAGUGGUUUGGCAGGUGCUGCCACACACGAGUCAAUGAUGAGCUCUCAUUCAAAUGGUUCUUCAGAUAUUAUAACGAGAGAAGCUUCUAAGCUAGCUGAUGCUGCAGUGAACGCCCUUCGCAAAUCAAGAAGGGCUAGAAAGAAAUUUGACGUGGGCACUCCAACGUGGACAGGAAAGUUUGGCCAAGCCGGUAAGAUAAGGAAGAAAAGAGAUAAAGAUGUCCCUGGGUCUUCUGCCAUUUUGGCCAACAUUCGUAAUGCUCAGAAACAGGCAGAAAACAUUCCGUCUCAAGAAAGCACUUCAGAAGAGGUUGAAGAGAAACAAGUGAUACUAAGACAGAUCGAGAACUACUUGCACAAGUGUCCUGAUUAUUUCGCUACUUCCAGCGAUGUAAUCAACAAUAUAAAAGUCAACUUGUCAACAAAAGAGGACGUCAUUAAGAUAAGAGCUCUUCUAAAGGUUAUUGCAACAUUCGAUAAGACUAGGAAGGGUUGGAAAUUAAACGAAGAGUUUAUCAACAGUGAGUAUUGA